UCCCUGCUGUCAUUGGCUCGGUGCGGUUUCCUUGGGGACGUGGCGCCGCCGAGGGCCAGGCUGCCUUCCGGCUGUGCUGGGAACCACGGGGAGCCGCUGAGGACCCGGCCGGGCUGUGGAGAGGGGCGAGCGGGCCUCGGGAUCCUGCUGCAGCCUUAGGAGAUGCCGGGGACUAGGAGGCCACCCUCUCAGGGCAAAAGGAAAAGGAGGUGACAGACGACUAGACCACUGAAGGGAAUCCAUGGCUAGGAUCAGUUUUUCCUACCUCUGCCCAGCCUCCUGGUACCUCACUGUGCCCACAGUGAGCCCAUUUCUCCGUCAGCGGGUGGCCUUCCUGGGGCUCUUCUUCAUACCCUGUGUCCUUUUACUUCUAUUAAUCAUGGAUUUACGACACUGGGGCACCUCCUUACCCCGAGAUAGGCAGUACGAGAGGUAUUUGGCUCGGGUUGGGGACCUGGAAGCCACCAACACGGAAGACCCCGAUCUGAAUUACGGACUUGUGGUGGACUGUGGCAGCAGCGGCUCCCGGAUUUUUGUUUACUUCUGGCCACGACAUAAUGGAAACCCCCAUGACUUGCUGGACAUCAAACAGAUGAGAGACCGAAACAGCCAGCCUGUGGUUAAGAAGAUCAAGCCAGGAAUCUCCGCAAUGGCAGACACUCCAGAACAUGCCAGCGAUUACCUGCGACCUCUGCUGAGCUUUGCUGCUGCUCACGUGCCCGUGAAGAAGCAUAAGGAGACACCCCUCUACAUCCUCUGCACAGCGGGCAUGAGGUUGCUCCCUGAGAGGCAGCAAUUGGCUAUCUUGGCCGAUUUAGUGAAGGAUUUGCCAUUGGAGUUUGACUUCCUCUUUUCACAGUCUCAGGCCGAAGUGAUCUCUGGGAAGCAGGAAGGAGUUUACGCGUGGAUUGGAAUCAACUUUGUUCUGGGAAGAUUUGACCAUGAAGAUGAAUCAGAUGCCGACACUUCCCUGGACUCAGCAGCAGGACGCAGGAGGACUGUGGGGAUCCUGGACAUGGGAGGAGCUUCUCUCCAAAUUGCCUAUGAAGUUCCUACCUCAACUUCGGUCCUUCCUCCCAAACAGGAAGAAGCUGCCAAGAUCCUGCUGGCUGAGUUCAACCUGGGCUGUGAUGUGCAGCACACGGAGCAUGUGUACAGGGUUUAUGUCACCACCUUCCUGGGCUUUGGAGGCAACUUUGCCCGGCAGCGCUAUGAAGAGCUUGUGCUGAAUGCAACACUGAGCAAAAACAGAUUGCUAGGCCAGAAGACAGGCCUGAGUCCUGACAAUCCAUUCCUGGACCCCUGCCUGCCUGUGGGACUCACAGAUGUGGUGGAGAGGAACAGCCAGGUCCUGCAUGUCCGAGGCAAGGGAGACUGGGCCGCUUGUAGGGCAGUGCUGAGCCCCCUGCUGGCCCGCUCCAACACCAGCCAGGCCUCACUCAAUGGUAUCUACCAGUCACCGAUUGACUUCAACAACAGCGAGUUCUACGGCUUCUCGGAGUUUUUUUACUGUACGGAGGAUGUGUUGCGCAUUGGUGGCCGCUACCACGGGCCAACGUUUGCCAAGGCUGCUCAGGAUUACUGUGGCAUGGCUUGGUCAGUACUAGCGCAGAGAUUCAAGAAUGGCCUCUUUUCUUCGCAUGCAGAUGAACAUCGGCUUAAGUAUCAGUGCUUUAAGUCAGCUUGGAUGUACCAAGUCCUGCACGAGGGCUUCCACUUCCCCUACGACUACCCAAACCUGCAGACGGCGCAGCUGGUGUAUGACCGGGAGGUACAGUGGACGCUGGGAGCAAUUCUGUACAAAACCCGAUUCCUGCCACUCAGGGACCUUCGGCAGGGAGGAGUCCGGCAAGCCCACGGCAGCUGGUUCCGUCUCUCCUUUGUCUACAACCACUAUCUCUUCUUCGCUUGUACCCUGGUGGUGCUCCUGGCCAUCGUCCUGUACCUUCUGCGGAUCCACAGAAUCCACCGCCGGCAAACUCGAGCCUCAGCCCCGUUGGACCUGCUGUGGAUCGAGCAAGUGGUGCCGAUGAUUGGCGUCCAGGUGGGGCCGUGAGAACUGGAGAAAAGUCCAGGAGCCUAGGGAUCGCUGCUGCCUGCUGAACUCCACUUUCGUGAACUGGCCUCAAAUGCUGCUUUGGCCUGGGAAUUUCUAUUUUUUCCCUUUAAUUUCCUUUUGGUGCCCAGGAUGGGACCUCCUCUCAGAAGCCGCAAUUUAAUUUGCGAGGAACUAAAUGGCGGUGCUAACAUAGGGGACUACACUCAGCCCAAAGGAGGCAUGCUUCUCUUUUAUCUCAGAAAUCUUGUGUUUUCUGGGAUGUAGCAUUUCUCCACCCUCCACCCCACCCAUUGCUGAAGCAAGUUUUCAAUUGGGCAACUGGAAAUGUGGUUGAAACCAACUGGGAUUGACUGAUACAAAUCAAGGGACCUUCCAGCAAGAAUAGUUGCCCCCACUUUCUCUGUAACAGAGAGACCCUUCUGUGAAGACCCACAACUUUGAAUAGGGACCCGAGAUCUCUGAGGUUCGCUGGACCAGCUUCCAAGGCAACCUAAAUGAUACAACUGCCC
Molecule: messenger RNA, 2568 nt
Organism: Acomys russatus (golden spiny mouse)
Lineage: Eukaryota; Metazoa; Chordata; Mammalia; Rodentia; Muridae
Gene: Entpd7
Product: ectonucleoside triphosphate diphosphohydrolase 7
Exons: 13
Coding region: 242-2056 (604 amino acids)
Biological process (GO): nucleoside diphosphate catabolic process
Cellular component (GO): membrane
Molecular function (GO): nucleoside diphosphate phosphatase activity
Source: RefSeq, a predicted model, not a curated record